Messenger RNA from Cladocopium goreaui, 1578 nucleotides. The record is from the annotation of a GenBank genome assembly. Lineage: Eukaryota; Dinophyceae; Suessiales; Symbiodiniaceae.
AUGGCCUUGCUCAAGGAUGGGAACUGGAGGUGGUGGUCAAAGGAUUUGUUAUCCAAUUAUCCAGUACUUUGCAACUACCUAGUUCGGAAUCCACUGCAGAACAUUCAACUUAGCGGUCGUUUGGGGGUUCAAUUGCAGGACUUCUACUUGGGAAAGGUCCGGGAUGAGAACUACAUGAAAACUCGUUGGCGGGAGUUGGCCAAAAGAAAAUGUUUACCUGAGAAGAAACUUGAGCAGCGUUUGAAGAGUCAGCAGGCACCAUGUGAUUUCUUUUUCAUCAACUUGGACACCUCGUUCAACAAGGAAGAUGACAGCAAAGCGGUCACUGUGGAAAUGGUGGUUGAGGAUGACCACAACUACGAGUUUUUCUUGGAGUGGCUACCCCUCUUUGCAGCGGAUUUACCGUGGCAUUCAGAGAUGAAGGCUAUACAAUAUCGGGCCACACUCAUGGAGAUUCACUCGGCGGAGACACCUCUGUGCCGGCCCAAGAUGAAGUCGGAUUUGGAGGCCAGGGCAUCAAAAGCUGGAGGAUCUGAAGUUCAUUGUCCGCGAAUUGCGUGGCCAUCUGUGGAACAAAGGUCAAAAGUGCACAGAGCCAAGAUGGGCUUGCAGGGUUUUCUGUUAGCAAAGGAGCUAGAAGAAGCAGAACAGUCUCAAAAACACAGUGGUGAGCCCAGCGCACAUGAGCAGUCAAAACAAGACCCUGAAGAAACAUACACCAAAGCACCGGAGCCCAGUGCAAAUAGGGAAGUACAGCCAGAGGAAAAGCGUCAAGAAAACACCAAAGCACUGGAACCCUGUGUAGAUGAGAAACCGCAGCCAGCAGAGCUUGAAGCACAACAUGACAAGCCUGGAGAAGCACAUGGUGAAAACCCCGCAACACCAAAACAUAGUAAAGACAUCGUUGAGAUUCAGGAUGAUAGCCAACAGCAUGAGGUGUUUCAAGACAGCCAAACCCCACCUGAGUGGAAAGAGGAUGCGGCAUUCGCCAAGUCAAUGGAUGAAAUAAAAGAGAUUGCAGAUCCCAAACCAGAUUCCAGCGCCACAGCAGAAGAUGCCCAGCCCGUGACUCCUUGCAAACACUUGUUGAGUGAACUUGAAAGGGAGGAGGAGAGAGAGGAUUUGAAGUCAGAUGAGGAAGACUUGGCAAAGCGCCAAGCUUUCAAGGACCGGGAGCCCCUCUUCGAUUUGGAGAACCUUCCAGAUCUUACAGAACAACAUUUCGAGGAGAUUCCCGAGUUGAAAGGUAUCAAAGAUGAAAAGGCAAAACAAGUAAUCUCGAACUUGAUUUUGCAGUUGCAAAAAGAUACACGAAGAGAUAUGAAUGCAGAGAAGAGAGAAGCCCAGAAAGAACUUGAUGACAAGAGGGCAAAGAAAGAGAAACAAAUCCUUGGGAGAGGAAGGGGGAAAGGUCGUGGCAGAGGCCGGGGAAAGAAGGUCGAAGAAGAAGGCAUUGAGGAAAAAGAACCAGGAAAGUGUACUGACGAAGCUGCUACUUCUGUGGCGGAAGCUGGCUUGCAGAAACUGCGCGCGUCAUGGCUCGAGGAGGCUGGAAGGGGGAAAUUUAGAAAUGGAUGA